This is a messenger RNA of Esox lucius (northern pike), 6071 nucleotides long. RefSeq lists its product as uncharacterized. The coding region runs from base 703 to 5919 and encodes 1738 amino acids. Lineage: Eukaryota; Metazoa; Chordata; Actinopteri; Esociformes; Esocidae. The transcript is spliced from 36 exons. The record is from RefSeq and is a predicted model, not a curated record.
CUGGGAGAGACAGAGCAUGAAGCUGCUUUGCCCAAAGUACAGAUUACACUGACGUAGGCAUAUGCCCAUGUCAAAAACACUAUCUGCUCCCCUCCAUCAAAACAAUGUUAUUAUCUAUUAUCAGGGUUAUUAUCUACGGCUCCUGGUUGGAGGAUUCGGACUAGUAUUCUAAACGCUUCUGGACAGAGGCGUCGCUAGAAUCACAAUACAUUCAGGGCUUAGCCCACCCCCUCCCCCCGCCCCGCCCGGGACAGAAAGUACAGGGUUUUGGACGACGCCACUGCUUCUGGAACACCCAAUGGAAUGCUGAAGAUCAUGCAGGCGACUGAGACAAGCAGCUGCUGUGCGGUCCUUGACGUUUCCUGUCUGACCUGCUGAAGUUCUCUGCUGGCUGGGCUCCCCAACAUAUCCAGAAUGCUGCAGCCCACCUGGUGUUCAUCCUUCCCAUGCUAUCCGAUGUCACCCGACUCCUCUGCACAUUCCACUCCCAUCAACUAAACCUGUUUUAACUGAGUUCCUGGGGUGUUGCCUGGUGCCUGCCACAGAACAGUUAUGCUGCUGAACAGUUUUCCAUCAGGGCGUGGUUUCCCAGUGCUUAGAAGGCCCCAUCAAUGAUUCAGCAGACCAGAGAAAGUGCUGGUCUCCUGUCUCCAACUGGUCCACAUCAAGCGGGACAGUAGAAGCAGGACUGUGGGGAGUGGGAUGAUGAUGCUUGGGACGUCGGGCAACUACUGGUGCCUUACCCAGCUGCUCUGGUGCCUGUAUUUCAUUGGGAAAGAACACACCGCCCGUGGCCACAACAAAACCCAGGAAACCAGUAGAGUGGGUGGGUUAUUUUGUGAGCAAGGAUACUACUGCCCAGAGGGAAGUCCCACAGCGAUGCCUUGUCCCAGGGGUACGUUUGGGCCAUCCACCGAGGCCACAUCCAUCCACGGCUGUCUCAGCUGCCCUACAAACCACUACUGCCCGCGGCCAGCCCUGCCCUCCGGCCUGCCCUGUGGAGCCCGGGCACAGCAACCCCUACCAGGCCAGGACAGAUGUGUCUGUUUGGGGGAAGGACAAACCUUCCAGGCCAGUGAUGGGCAGUGCACCUGUGCCCUAGGUUACCAGGGUCAAGGGGACACCUGUUUGCAAAGUGUAUAUGACAUCUGCAAAGAUGGAAGAGCGAGGACACAACAUGGAGUCUGUCUGGACAGGCAGCAGUGGGCACAGCACUGUACCCAGCAGGUGUGUCUGUCUCCAGAGGACUACCAGGGCUUUGAUGGACCUCUGGGCCUGUGUCUGUGCAGAGAGCCCCCAGAGAGAGCGGUGUGUGGGGCCUGGUGUAGGAGUGGACCCACGCAGGCGCUGCAUUUAAUGUGCGCUGCUGGAGACUUGCAACUGGUGUACAGCAACUCUGAAGGCCAGGUGAUCAUCUCAGCGGUUGCGCUGCUGGACAGAGUGUUCAAACGCUGGGACUCCCAGGAGGCCUUGCGGUGUGAUGCCCAUCGCCACGGCAUGUCCCUUCCUGUGUACACAGUGCGGACAAGUGACGCGGGCUUCCUAGGUCUCCUCAAUGCCAUCCCACAGGAGAUUCAGAAGUUAUUUCCAGAGAAAAGCCCUGGUCAUCACACAUUAACAGGAGCAACAAACUGGGGAGGAAACAGGAACUCCAGCUCUGUGGGUGUCCUGAACCCUAUUGCAUGUCUACACCUGGGAGACACUCUGCUGUUUACCGUCACUAGGCAACUCUAUCCCAAGUAUGACAUAGAGAACCUGUAUAACACCAACAGUGACUUUGACUGGGGUCCUUUGAGGAGACUGGCUGAGGACAUGACGCUGUCCAGAAACCCCCCGACACUCUUCACCGUGGUCUUCACUCAGCCCGGGGCGUACGCCUUUCAACUCAGCCGGCAUCCACACAAGCACAUGUACGUGAGGGUGAUGCCGGCGGGAGUUCAGUGCUACGAGCAGGGGCCUUUCUUCCACUCUGUCCCCCACCAUUUCACCAGAAUGGGCAUCGCUAAGAGACAGCACCUGCUCCUGCGCCCUGAUUGGUUUGUGACAGGAGGACUGCUGCUUGGCGCUGUGCUCAUCAUCGGCCUGUGUGUAACCCUGCUGAUUUUGUUCCGGGAGUAUGGCUGGCCGGAGAAGGUGUCCCACAGGGCCCGGUACCGCAAUUCCCAGCUCCAGUACCCCAUGGACGACUACUCCUCAAAGGGGUCCAAAGUGACGGCGUUGAGGAAGCACCACAGGAAACUCCAGGCCAACACGACAGCGGCCUCUCUACAGCAAGAUGACUUCUGGGACUAUGAGCAUCAAGUGGACCUGGAGGCCUUCAACACCAACACAUUCUACAGCAUCCUGCUGAAUCACAGUUUGUCAGUUACCGCUAAAUUGGGCCAGCUCAGAGGAGAGGUGAAGGACCUGUACCAGGGGGUGAUAGGCAAGCUGAAGGGGCUCCAGCUGCGUUCUGGCUUGUCUGCGGUGGGGAAAACCAGAGAAGGCUACGAGAGGCUACGAAGACAGGUGGAGCAGGAGGUGGUCAGGCGCAGGUACCUGGCACAGCAGCUCAGGCAUCUCCUGGGCUGCCAACUAGAGGUCCUAAGGACGGAGCUGUGGGCCCAGCAGACUGUGCACAAGGCCUUUGGGGCCCGACUCAGAGAGUGUGUGAGGCUCUUGGGCCAGGUUAUGGAUAACCCACACCCCCUCUUCUGGGACGACCACACACAACAUGUGAUGCAGCGGGUGACGUCCCUGGCAUCUGAGAUGGCAGAGCAGGUGUCUGGGGAGUGCCAGCGACAGGGGGCUUGGUCAGUCCUGGGAGAGGCCAUGGGUGCUAAGUUACUGUGCCCCCACACUGGCACAGUCCUCAGCAAGGAGGACAUCUUGGCUCCUGACGGAUCAGUGUGUUCCUCCGAGGCUGUCCAUAUGGACUCUAUCACGGGUCUCAUAACACCCAAACCCCACACCCACAUGCUCGUGGCCAGCGGGCACAGCAUGCCGGUGCCGCCCGACUUCUUCAUCCACCCUCAGACUGGCCGACUGCUACCAAUAGUGGGCAACGUGGGCUACGACCCGGGCAGCUCGUCUCUGAUCCUCACAACGGACUCAUGUGCAGGGGACAUGAGGAAAUGGGACUCGCCCCUGCUGCCGUUCGUGCCAUACCCGCUUUCUCCACUUUCAACCCAGCCUGUGCCCGUCCGACUGAGGGGUCUCCGCCCGGGACAACGACUGCUGCUAGGGGGACCCAUGUGUGACCCAGAAACAGGCCUCCUGGUUCCCAUUUUAGCUGUAACCAUCCACCCCCAGACUGGGCUGGUGUACCCCCUAGGAGGUGUUCACGUGUGCCCGUUUACCCACCUGUCCCAGCCAAUCCAGGCGGGCUCCCCCAUGUUGGACCCCAGGACAGGAAAUGUGGUCCUGACAGCAGGUGUCAGUCUGGACUCUAAAACAGGAGCUGUGCUUCCAGUGGGCGGUCUCCUCCUAGGCGAGGCCAUUGUCGAGCCCCUGAGCGGCAGGCCGGUCAGGGUGGCCGGCGGCAGCGUCCAAGCCGGCAAGCUGGUGCCUCAUUCUGGCGGGUUCCAGGCCCUACUGGAUGGCCAGACUCUGGUGGCCCGUCGCCGCCUGGUGGACGUCCUACGUGUGGUCAGGGAGAACCCGGGCUCCGGGGAGAUGGGUCGGCAGGGUCGGAUCCAGGCUGCAGCCCGCGAGCUGGAGCAGGCCUGGGGGAAAGCGGUGCACUGCCGGCUGCAGCUCCUGUGCCGUCUGGAGACCUUGCUGGGCUGGGCAUGUGUCGUCUCCCAGGAUGGCGGUGUCCAAGGAGAGAUCCGUCUUCCCGGUACUGAUCUUUCCUUGCCGGCGCUGCCUGGUAUGGAGUAUCCUGACCCACAGGGUUCUGGCCUGAUGGUUCCAGUCCUGGGAUCUCAGAUGGACCCUGUGUCAGGACUCACUGUCCCUCUCGCAGGAACCAUGGAGGAUGCAGACGGCAAAGGACUGGUUGCGAUUCGUUUCGGGGGCCUGACAGUGGACCCUGUAACAGGGGUCCUGGCGGCAGUCGUGGGGGCGCGCCUCGAUGUGUCCAGACAGACUGUCGUCCCGGUUACGGCUUCAUACUGCUUGGCACUGGGAGGGAGCACUGACAGUGUGCUGGUGGAGGUACUGCAGAAGGAGUGUUGUCUGAGGAGUAGAUUCUGGAAGCAGGAGAAACAGAAGGAGGAAGAGCUUCUGGGUGACCUGGAUGCAGCUCUGCAGCACUGUCUCCAUAUGGCCACUCAGGAGGAAUCUGAGCAGACUCACUGGGCCGACACGGACAGGCAGCUGAGGGAGGCGGCGUCUUGGCUUCAGGAGACAGGGCAGGCAGAAGCCCAAAGGAAGGCAUCCCAGCUCUCAGACCUCUCCCUGAUCCUGCCUCCUCAUGUUCUGCUCAUCCUCACUGCAGGUGAUGAGAAGGAGUGGGAACAGCAGUGUUGCUGGCACACAGGUCUGGUGGCGGGUCUGGACAGGGUGAACGUUUGUGUGGAAAAACUUGAGCGAGACCAUGAGAGAUGGACAGCCCAGAGAGGAGAGCGGAUGAAACCUUUUCAUGUCAUGGACCAGAAAGUGAGGCUGAGAGAACUUUGGGAGCAGUUUAAUUACCGGCAGACAGAACUAGAAGCAGCUCUAACAGAUCUGCACUGUGUACGAGAACUCUGUCAGUUUCGUGGAGACAUCGCUCAAUCUGUGUUAUCAGGCUCUUCUUGGUACAUGGAGUUUGGUCUGGCCAGGCCAACAGUCCCCAGUAACUCUUUGAAGUGGAUAUCACUGCAGCAACGGAAAGCCCUGGCUCUCUUGGAGCAACUCCUUCAGCUUCUGGAGGAAAACAAACAACAGAGUCUCUCUUCCGGUUUGUCAACAAAACAGACAUUUGGAUUGGAGGCCUGUUCCCACGCCUGGACAGAGUCAGGGCCUGAGGUGAAAGGGAUCUCCACUCAGUCUCUGAGAGACCCAGUGAAGGACCUUAAAGGUCCCAAUGUCCCUCAGCCCAGCCCGCCUCCCUCACAGAACGCUCACAGAAAGACAGCCACCUCUGACAUCCAGUCACAUGAAAACCGGCCUUUGAAAGAAUCUGUCCUUCCAUCGCACGUCUGUGUACCUACACUGUCAGAGGAGGAGUGGAAUAAACUGUUGGAGAUAUCCCCAGUCUUCCAGCUGUUAAAGGGAGUGGAGCAGAGUUUGAAGGCCCGGGCCCGAGACACAGGACUACUGAGGGAGGAGCUCCGAUGUGGUGGGAGCUCUUUCAUUGACUACCUGGAUGCGCAGUGGGAGUGUGAAGGAAAUCUGCACCCUUUUGAUCCACAUAAUCUUAAUCCAAGAGAAUACCUGGUCUACCAGCAUGGACUAUUCCUUCUGCAAACACUACACACUCUCAAACUGACUCCAGCAGUGUCACUCCAGAUUGCAGCUAGUCUCCCAUCCAAUAACUAUAAAAACAACGCCUUCCGAAAUUCCUUUUUCUACAAGGAAGCUGAGCAGACAGUGUUCGUGCGCCGGCAGAGACUGCAGUCAGUGGGAGGAUUCUCAUUACUCCUUUUACAUUGUUUGUCACACAUCGCCGUCGGCGACAUGUGCUCCGACUCCAGUCCUGCUUUCCAACGGGUUUUCUUCCAGGUUCUUCAAGCAUGCCUCGGGGAGCUACUCCAGUCAAGAUUAGGGAGUUCCAUAUUGGGUCGGGAGUGGGUUGCUCCACAGACCUGCAUGCCAUGUGACUCCUCCCUGCUGCAAACACUUCAGAGGCCCAGUCAGGGUAUGCUUUGUCAGAAAGAGGGGGAGGGAUUUCUGCAGAAGCCCCGGGAAGCAUCUGUGUUCCUUUAUGUUGAGAGGCUUCUGAGAGAGAAGAGCUCAGGCAACAAGGAAGAUGAUUGCAAAGAACAGAAGAGGAAUAGUAAUGUUGCUCAAUGAUUCUCCCGAAUAGGGCCUUGCCCUUUAAUAUAAAAUGAUGAACUUAAUACCAGAACAUGUUGCAUUGCUCCGCAAUUUUUCUCUUAACUUUUUGUAAAUCUACGAUGAACAAAAUAAAUGUUUAACUUCAUAAAAAACAUGUUUAAAAUGUA